AUGGAGGCAGCCAAAGCUCUGCCGGGUGAGGUCAUAAGCCGCAUUCGCAAGCACCUGAACCCUGUGGCUCGCGAGAACAUGCUGGCGCUGUAUCAGUAUCUGCGUCGAGACAAGCUUCGAGGUGUGUCGCGUCCAUUGUGGGUGGAUAAGAGGUUCCAGAAGGUGCUGCUGGAGCUCCCGUUCCUUGUCGAUAUUUUCGCUACGAUGGCUGCUGAGCAGUUGGUGAAGCGCGCGUACCCUGCCAUGCCGCUACUGCGUGCGCUGUCUCUGCUGUCUAGUAUUGCCCAGGGAAGCUUUGUGCCUGAUGAGGUAGCUCUACGUGACCAGAACGAGCGUAUUGCAGCUGCUGAAGGUCGACUGCCGAAGCUACACUUGGAAGGCACGACGUUGGCUGUUCUGGACGAGCCCAACGUUCAACCAGGAGACUGGAUCACUCUUCAGACAACACUGCAACGUCAGCAUCUGGAAGUAGCUGAGAAGGCAUCUCUGGCUGCCACAGUCUACGAUCACGUCGAUCCGAAGAGUCCGUUCCGCAAAGAGCACGUGUGGUUCCUCGUCGUGGACAAGGCAACUGGUCGUCUGUAUACGGCGUGGAAGAAGACGGGAUUCUUAGGCCCCGAGGCACCUGGCAAGUACGAGCUCGAGGUGCGUGUGGUGUGCCCCACUUAUCUGGACGUGCAGACCAAGGUCGCUGUGCCUGUUGUCGUGGAGAACCGCUGAAGCACAACAGGCUCAAGAGUCCUGAUGGAUAGAGAAACAAGGAAAGAGCUACGUCGAUAUGUGUUCAAGUAACAUGAAUUGCCGAUAAGGAAACCCAAUCCCAUGACGUCGUUGACACGGGAACAGCCUCUCUCUAACCAUGAAGACCGUCCUUUUACCACUUGGCACGCAGCUCGUUCGGGAACGCCGUCACGAAGUCCAGCCACUUCUCAACGUUCGGGUAUUUCUUGAGGAUGUCCUUGCCCACCACCUUGACACGUUCAAACACGGCUGUGUCGUCCUUCGACGGGGACGAGCCGUUCACGAACGUGGAGCCGGCCAAACGCUUCUCCAGCACAUCCAGAGCCACCGAGCCUGUGGCCGAGAUGAGUGAAGCCGAACCGCCAGCCGACGGGGCCGGGGCAGCCUGCUCGUCCGGCUUCAUGGCAGGGAAGAGCAGCACUUCCUUGAUAUUGAAGCGGUUGGACAGGAACAUGGUGAGACGGUCGACACCACAGCCCCAGCCGGCAGUGGGCGGCAGACCGUACUCCAUAGCAGUACAGAAGGACUCGUCGUGCGGCUGGGCCUCGUCGUCACCAGCGGCAGCCUGCUCCAUCUGCUCGAUGAAGCGCUCGCGCUGCACCUUGGGGUUGUUGAGUUCUGUGUAGGCAUUGCAGAUCUCCGCGCCAGCCAGGAACAGCUCGAAACGCUCGGUAAGUGCAGGCUUCUCGCGGUGAUACUUGGCCAGAGGUGAGUUGUACACAGGCUGGUCCAUGAUGAAGAAAGGCUUGGUCCAGUAGGCCUUGUUGUCCUCGAUAAAGUGACCCACCAGCUUGUCAAGCAGGCGCGCGAUGGAGCGAGGCGGAGCGCACUCGAGUUCGUACUUGGUCACGAGUUCCUCCAGGAUAGCUACACAUUUCUCCGGCUCAUCAAUGGGGACCUUGACACCUGUAGCCUCCUCCACUGCCGACACCAUACUCACACGCUUGAACGGCGGCGUAAAGUCGAUCGUCACGGCUUCCUCACCAGGCUCCUUCUGGAUCGUAAUGGUGUACCCACCCGUAAUCUCCUUGACCAUCUCCGAGAAGAGCUUCUCCGUCAUUGUCAUGAGGUCGUUGUAGUCGGCAUAGGCCAUGUAGAACUCGCAGCUAGUGAACUCGGGGUUGUGCGUCAGAUCGAUACCCUCGUUACGGAACUGACGUCCGAUCUCGUAGACGCGGUCGAGUCCGCCGAUCACCAGCUGCUUGAGGUAAAGUUCGGGGGCCACACGCAUGAACAGGUUCAUGUGCAGAUCGUUGUGGUACGUCACGAAAGGUUUGGCCGUCGCUCCACCCACGAUCAUGUUCAUCAUGGGGGUCUCGACUUCUAGAAAGUUCUUUUCAUCUAGAAAACGACGAAUAAAAUUGAUGAUCUUGGCGCGAGUCUGGAACACACCACGGCUGUCGUCGUUCAUGAUCAGAUCCAGGUAGCGCUGGCGGUAGCGAGUGUCUUGCUGCAGUGUCAGACCAGCGUGGCUCUUGGGCAACAUGUGCAUGCACGGAGAGAGCAGCACCAGUUGCUGAGGGAAGAUAGACAGCUCACCCUUCUUGGACUUGCCCGGGUGGCCCU
Messenger RNA from Phytophthora infestans T30-4, 2307 nucleotides. RefSeq lists its product as uncharacterized. The coding region runs from base 1 to 720 and encodes 239 amino acids. Gene Ontology annotation, cellular component: Sec62/Sec63 complex. Lineage: Eukaryota; Oomycota; Peronosporomycetes; Peronosporales; Peronosporaceae. Gene Ontology annotation, molecular function: RNA binding; transmembrane protein transporter activity. The record is from RefSeq and is a predicted model, not a curated record. The transcript is spliced from 3 exons. Gene Ontology annotation, biological process: post-translational protein targeting to endoplasmic reticulum membrane; SRP-dependent cotranslational protein targeting to membrane.